Messenger RNA from Malaclemys terrapin pileata, 1044 nucleotides. RefSeq names its product sprouty RTK signaling antagonist 4 (gene SPRY4). Gene Ontology annotation, biological process: negative regulation of Ras protein signal transduction; negative regulation of fibroblast growth factor receptor signaling pathway; animal organ development. The transcript is spliced from 2 exons. Bases 144 to 1043 code for a protein of 299 amino acids. Lineage: Eukaryota; Metazoa; Chordata; Testudines; Emydidae. The record is from RefSeq and is a predicted model, not a curated record. Gene Ontology annotation, cellular component: membrane; cytosol.
CCAGGGAUUUGCAGGUCCAGCCCCUUGAGCGGUCUCGGAUUUAGGAUUAACUCGCCUGUUGAGAGAUGGUCUUGUCUGAACUGUUUAAAGACACUUAAAGCAGUUUUCCCCCCCCCCCCCAGUGGUGAAGGACACUCUGACCAAUGGAACCCCGGAUUCCCCACAACAUAACUGUGGUCCCAAACUCCGUCAUGGUACAGCCGUUACUGGACAGUCGCAUUCCCUAUGGGAGGCUGCAGCAUCCGCUCACCAUCCUGCCUAUUGACCAGAUGAAGACUACUCACAUUGAGAAUGACUACACCGACAAUCCCAGCCUCGCCCAGCUGGCAGCACAGAAGCGCCCCCGAGGCCACCAUGAACCCGCGCUGAUCAGCCAGCACCUGCAGAGAUGUGAGCAGGAUGUCACCCACCCCUGGAUCUCUUUCAGUGGGCGGCCCAGCUCCAUCAGCAGCAGCAGCAGCACGUCUUCUGACCAAAGGCUCUUGGAUCACAUGGUGCCGGCCCCCGUGGUGGAUCAGUCCUCCCCGAGAGCAGUCCGGAUACAGCCCAAGAUGAUUAAUUGCAAACCCAUGGAUCUGAAGGGACCCAUGUCUCAGGAGCUUGACAAGCACUUUUUACUGUGUGAAGCCUGUGGGAAAUGCAAGUGCAAGGAGUGUGCCCUGCCGAGGACUUUGCCUUCUUGCUGGGUAUGCAACCAGGAGUGUCUCUGCUCCGCACAGAACCUGGUCAAUUACUCCACGUGCAUGUGUCUGGUGAAGGGAGUCUUCUACCACUGCACUAACGAGGAUGACGAGGGUUCCUGUGCAGACCACCCCUGCUCCUGUUCCCAAUCGAACUGCUGUGCCCGCUGGUCUUUCAUGGGUGCCCUCUCUCUGGUCUUGCCUUGCUUGCUGUGCUACCUGCCAGCCACUGGCUGCGUGAAACUAUCCCAGAGAUGCUAUGACCAAGUGAGCCGGCCCGGAUGUAGAUGUAAAAACACAAACAGUGUCAUCUGCAAGGUGGCGCUGGAUGGCAAAGCAAGCAGGCCAGAAAAGCCUUUCUGAC